AUAAAACAUAUUUUUUAUCGAAAAUAUAUCAGUAUCACUUGUUUGCUUAUUAUUUACAUAUAUGGUAUUCACUUAUUUAAAACGAGAACCCUAGCCCUAGCAAAACCGGGCCGGGCUGGGCCGGGCUUCACUGCUUUACAAGAGCCAGCUUAGUGAACCUAAUAAUUCUGCUCCUGUCCUCCUUAUCCUGAUCAGUCCUCGGUCGGCUUUUCCUCUCUCUCUCUCUCUCUCUCAUAAAACAGAGACCUUUAAUGCGUCGUGAUCUCUCCCCUCCAAUCCCGACAAAGUACACACACCAUCGUCUCCCCCUCCUGCCUCGAUGCUAGCUCUCCCAUUCCCAUCUCUCCACUCUCCCUCCUAUCAUAUGCUCCUCCCUUCUCCACUCUUCUUCUCAAAUCCUCUCUCUUCCUCUUCGUCCUCCUCCUCUUGCAACCAAAAAACACCAUAAAAUAGUAAUCCCAAUCCACAAGCUCACCUCUCUCUUGCACACACACACACCUGACACAACACUUACACAUCAUACCAGAAGAAAAACCAAUUCGAUUUUGCCAAAUUACCUAGCUAUAGCAUAUAGGUAGGUAGCUAGGUAGCUUGGUUUUCCCUAAUAGCUCUAGCUUGAUCUCUUUCUAGCUCUACCGGCGGCGUGGCGGCGGCGGCGGCGGCCGCACCACUCUACAUCAUCACGUACACCUGACCAGCUUAGCGGGAAGCCCCACAAGAAGAGUUUGUAGGUCACCAAUCAGAUCAUCAGUUCAUCUUUGUGGUUGUGUGGGUGUGUGUGUAUAUAUAUACCAUGGCGUGAGAGUAGCCAUGGAUGUCACCGGAGACGGCGGAGGAGGAGGGCAACGGCCCAAUUUCCCCCUGCAGCUCCUCGGGAAGAAGGAGGAGCAGACGUGCUCGACGUCGCAGACUGCCGGGGCGGGCGGCGGCGGCGUCGUGGGCGCGAAUGGGUCGGCGGCGGCGGCGCCGCCGAAGCGGACGUCGACGAAGGACCGGCACACGAAGGUGGACGGGCGGGGGCGGCGCAUCCGGAUGCCGGCGAUCUGCGCCGCGCGGGUGUUCCAGCUGACGCGGGAGCUCGGGCACAAGACCGACGGCGAGACCAUCGAGUGGCUGCUGCAGCAGGCGGAGCCGGCGGUGAUCGCGGCGACCGGGACGGGCACCAUCCCGGCCAACUUCACCUCCCUCAACAUCUCCCUCCGCUCCUCCGGCUCGUCGCUCUCCAUCCCUUCUCACCUCCGCCUUGCCGGCUUGGCUGGCCCUCGCUUCGGCGGCGGCGCGCGGGCGGCGGACGCGUGGGACCGCGUCGUCGGCCUCGGGUUCGGCGGUGCGGCCGACGCCCCGUCCUCCGCCACCUCCUCCUCCUCGUCGCCGCUUCUGCUGAGCUUCCACUCCGGUAGCGUCGGCCUUGACGUGUCGCCGCCGUCGGCGUCGACCUCCCCGGCCGCCGCCGACCUCUCCCGGAAGCGGCGGUGGGAGCAAGAAAUGCAGCAGCAGCAGCAGUACCAGCAGCAGAUGGCCGGGUACACGCAGAGCCAAAUUCCUGCGGGCACGGUGUGGAUGGUGCCGAGCAGCAACGCGCAGGCCGCCGGUGGCGGCGCUCCGCCGGGAGGCGGCGGCGAGUCGAUUUGGACGUUCCCGCAGUCAGGGAGCGGCGGCGGCGGCGGCGCGGCGACAGUGUACCGUGGCGUGCCAAGCGGACUACAUUUCAUGAACUUCCCGGCGACACCAAUGGCGCUGCUCCCCGGCGGGCAGCAGCUCGGCCUCGCCGGCGCCGGCGGGGGUGGCGAGGGGCACCCGGGGAUCCUCGCCGCGCUCAAUGCCUACCGCGCACAGGCCGCGCAGCCGGACGCCGGCGCGGCGGCGCAGAAUGGAGCGCAAGGCUCAAGUCAGCAUCGUCAGCAUCAGCAUCACGGCGGCGGCGGCGGCGGCGGCGACGAGCGGCAUGAGAGCAUGAGCGCCAGCGACUCGUAGGGCUUCCGUUCCGUCCGGUGUGUGCCCCGCAUUUUCUCUGGUUUUGAUCUGUUCUUCUUUAAUUUUCUCCGUUUUUGUUUGAGUUGUUGUCUACUAAUGUCUAUGGCUUUCUUCCUCGACCCAUCAUAUAUUCAUGCAAGGAUCAUACAGUUGCAUUCCAUGCCAUCUGCAUAAAAAUAUCUUAUUGUGUGCUCUUAA
Oryza sativa Japonica Group (Japanese rice) is the source of this 2172-nucleotide messenger RNA. Its product is annotated as transcription factor TCP15. NCBI's taxonomy places the organism in Eukaryota, Viridiplantae, Streptophyta, Magnoliopsida, Poales, Poaceae. Gene Ontology annotation, cellular component: nucleus. The record is from RefSeq and is a predicted model, not a curated record. Gene Ontology annotation, molecular function: sequence-specific DNA binding; DNA-binding transcription factor activity.